This is a messenger RNA of Babesia ovata, 294 nucleotides long. Its product is annotated as Rrf2 family transcriptional regulator, putative. Lineage: Eukaryota; Apicomplexa; Aconoidasida; Piroplasmida; Babesiidae. The coding region runs from base 1 to 294 and encodes 97 amino acids. The transcript is spliced from 2 exons. The record is from RefSeq and is a predicted model, not a curated record.
AUGCAAAUCCCUCCACCUGCCGUUCUUGCCGCACUGCUCCGCCAGCCUGUUGAAGGCGUCGCACAGUGUGGGCAGCGUGGUGAGAAAGACCUUGGCGUACUUUUCACCUUGACCGUCGGUGAACUGUGCGCCGGCGUAGGCGGAGACGUACGCACAUGUGAACUCGGCGGCGAACUUUGUGAGCCCCUCCACCAGGCCGUCCAGUCGCAGGUUACUCAGCGCGUCGGUGAGGCUGUGGAGCAGGGCUUGGAGUCUGUGGUCGAAGAUAUCCUCAGUUCUAAUGUAUUCAAGUAA